Cylindrotheca closterium is the source of this 2586-nucleotide messenger RNA. The record is from the annotation of a GenBank genome assembly. NCBI's taxonomy places the organism in Eukaryota, Bacillariophyta, Bacillariophyceae, Bacillariales, Bacillariaceae.
AUGGUAACAAUACAGCGUCCCGGUGGGACGGAACAAAAAAAGAGAAUAUCUGGACUGAAAGGUUUCACUUUCAAUCCAGAUUUUGCUGUGGAUGAAGAUCUCAAGGUUCAGCAGAAUAUCAAGGUGGCGGUCAGAAUACGACCACUCAGCACAGUCUCUGAAUCAUCACCGAACAACGACAACGAAAAGUCAAAGGAAAAGACAGCAUGGGCACUUGAAAAGUCGGGAGCCAUGGACACUCUAGUGCAAAAGGGAAUGACGCUAAAGGUUGAUGGAAAAUCAGUAUUUCGCUUUGAUUCUGUGUUCGAUGAAGAAACUCAAACUCCAUUAGUAUACAAGAGUAUGGCGAGAGGGAUGGUGAAAACUGUUCUAGCUGGGAAGCACGCAACGCUAUUUGCGUAUGGGCAAACGGGGAGUGGUAAAACAUUUACAAUGCAGGGCGACGGGAAGAGAAGUGGUGGCCAAGCGGGGAUUAUUCAGUUGGUCACUUCAGAUCUAUUUCGUUUUAUGAAACAGGGGAAAUCGACAGAUCGGGAAUUCGUUGUUAAGGUUUCCUAUAUCGAGAUUUACAAUGAGACGAUUCGAGACUUGCUUUCGGAUGAUGCUGGUAGUACACAGUCACAUGGAUCGGCUCCACCUCCUAAGAGAGGGCGGCGUGGAAGUCACUUGGACAGGGUUAACAUUCGAGCGACUGCUUCAGGGGAAGUCGUGAUAAAUUCGAUACAGAACGAGGUGAAAUCUGCUGAUGAGGUUUUGGAGUAUUUGAUUGCUGGCAAUGCGCAACGAAAGGUCGCCAAGACCGACAUGAAUAAACACUCCUCUCGAAGUCACGCAGUGUUCAGACUUACAGUGGAAAGUCGACCCAAGGAGCCCGGGGAAGGUGGAGUUGAGGAGAUCGUGCGGAUAUCAGACUUCAACUUGGUUGACUUGGCCGGUUCUGAAAGUGUGAAGAUGUCAGGUACAACUGGCAUCCGUAAACGAGAGGGUGCAAAUAUCAAUCAGAGUCUCCUUUCGCUUUCAACAGUGAUUCAUUCACUGAGUAUGCCGGAGAAGAAACGACCAAAACACAUCAACUACCGAGAUUCCAAGUUGACAAGAAUGCUUCAGCCUCAUUUGUCAGGGAAUGCAGAGAUUGCGAUAGUAUGCUGUAUAUCACCGAGCAAGGCGUAUGCUGAAGAAACUCGAACAACUCUCAGAUUUGCCUAUCGUGCAAAGUUGAUUCGUGUUACUCCAAAGGUGAAUGAGAUCCUUGAUGAUGGUGCAAAGAUAAAGAAACUUGAGAGAGAGCUUGCGAAAGCAAAAAAGAUGAUCGAAGAACUACGAGGUCAGCCUUCUUCUCCUUUGGGUUUUAGUUCUUCCCAAGCUUCAGAACCGCUCCAGAAUGGGUCUGCUGAUAAAAUUCGAAGUGCUUCCAUUAAUACGCUCCAGAGCGGAUCAGUUGAUGAUUCACUUCAAACUGAGUCUGUGAAUACGCUGCCGAGUCGGAGUCGGAGCGGAUCUCAUGAUUCAGAUGAAAACUCCCAUGCCCUCUCAGUUGCUGAUUACGGCUACGAUGAGAUGGCGCAAACGAGAAACUAUGUAAUGCCCGGGCAAUCUCCUAUACCGGUACCUCCAGAAUCCUCUGAUGGCAACGAAAAUAACUCGCAACUCAAAGAGUAUACAAUGCCGCUAAAAUCAUCGUAUGAUUCCGAUGACGAGUCACAGUACGAGGAGCUGUUGCCUCGUGAUGAUUUUAAACUAGAUGCCGUGGGCGAAGUCGAGGCGAGGAAAUGCGUACAGAAGUUUAUGAAAGGCAAAGACUAUGGAGACUCAUCAACAGAGGGAGAUGUGAUGUUCGAUGCUUCGUGGGAUGAAGAUUCACAAGAUAGCCUUCCUUACUUGGAUGUGGGUGUGAAGAAAGAGAGUACCAAUGCAACGACAAGGACGGAUGAUGAAAGCAGCAGUUAUGAUGGCCCACCGGCUAGUUACAAAGAUGCAUCUUUCAAGUUUGGCACUAAAUUGAGCCGCCCUGAUACCUUGGGAGUAGACACUAUUCCCGAGAAUGAAUCGAAGUAUGGUACGCAUGAUGGGCAAGACGGCCGAACAAACGAAAUAUCCUGGGACACGAUGGGGUUAGACGCCAAUCGUCCCGAACAUGUCGGGCAGCCUCUACGCGCUCUAAAGAGUUUGGCUGAACAAGACUUGCCGAUACCAAAAGAAGUGACCAUCAUUUGCGCUUCUUCCGUGGACGAAGAACCAGGGCUGAAAGAAAAGAAUGAAGAUGCAGUGAAGCAAGUUGCGUUCUUGAAGGCUAAGCUUGAAGGUGCCGACGAUAUAAUCGAAUCGGUCUUCAAGGACUUGGAACGGGCGCGACUCUGUAUCCACGAUAUGGUUCAUCGAAACGUUCAACUUGUAGGCAAACUGAAUGAUAAAAGGAGGCAAGACGUCAAGGAAGAAUACGAGGAAGGCGAGAUAAAUGUGGAGCAGUAUUGGCUGCUUAAAGGUUCCAUGUACGUUGGGCUCUUUUUCUUUUUCACUGGUGGCUAUGAACUGUUCAUGGCCAGUGUGAUCUUUAUUUGGCUGAUGCUAGAAGCCAAUUUAUCAUAG